CCAGAGUGAAGUUAGCAAUGUUAUUUCUCAGUGUCAACGUCAACGUCAUGUCAACAUUUGUUAUUUUUUCAAUAACCUCAAUAAUCGUACUAAUAAUUUGAACAGUUUUUAAUUUAUUUCGAAUUUAAGUAAAUAAUUUUUCGUUACUAUCUUAAACAUGGACGAUUUCAUUUGCCCGCGAUGUAGAACAUCGAAGUUCCAAAACCCCUCAAUGAAGAUGAUGGUGAAUGUUUGCGGUCACGGUUUGUGCGAGAGUUGCGUUGAUUUGCUGUUUCUAAAAGGCUCUGGUUCAUGCCCGGAAUGCAGAAUACCUCUGAGAAGAAACAAUUUCAGAGUUCAGUUGUUCGAAGACUCUGCUGUCGAGAAGGAAGUGGAUAUACGCAAAAGAGUGUUGAGAGACUACAAUAAGAGAGAAGAGGAUUUUGCGACACUACAAGAGUACAAUGAUUAUUUAGAAGAAGUAGAAACUAUUAUAUUCAAUUUAACUAAUGAUAUUGAUAUAGUGAAUACUAAUAAACGUAUUGAACAGUACAAACGUGAUAACAAAGAACAGAUAUUAAAAAGCAAAGGUCGAUUAGGUAGGGAAGAGUACGAAAUGGAAGAAAUGUUGGAAUUCGAAAAGCAAAGAGAAGAAGAACGGAAGAAGGUAAUUCAAUUAGAGGAAGUCGAAAUAAAGAAAAAGAAAAUCCGAGAAAAAGAGGCGCUAAUCGACGAAUUAAUGUUUUCCAAUGCCGAUGCCAAAAACAUUCUAGACACGUUCGCCCAGCAAGCUCAACAAGAAAAGAAAGAAGAAGAAGAAGAGGAAGUUAGAAAAAUCCCCGGAAAGGCUACUCAAUUCUCCACCGGUAUACAAUUUGGCCGCCAAAGUCAUUCCACCUUCUUACCCGUACCUACAGACGAAGGCCCCAUAUAUGUUUAUAAACCAUUGGAAUUCGACUCGGAUGGACCGAAACCACCUAAUGAUAUUGAUAUUGUAGAGAAGCAUUUCUUGAAUCACGUCCGAUCGGAAACUGAUACAGAAAGAGCUGGAGGUUACAAAGCUAAUAUAGCUUGCUUAAGAGCGUUACAGGACGCUAUGAUGGGAUUGUUCCAUUCCAAGAAAUCGAUUAAGUCAUAAAUUGUUUCAUGUUAUCGUUUUAAUUUUGUAAAAAAUAGAAUAAAUUGGUUUUCAUUCAUUACUAAAAA
This is a messenger RNA of Phyllotreta striolata, 1185 nucleotides long. The record is from the annotation of a GenBank genome assembly. Lineage: Eukaryota; Metazoa; Arthropoda; Insecta; Coleoptera; Chrysomelidae.